AUGGCAGCUGUUGUGUACCUACGGACAUCGUGCGAGGAAGAGGCAGUAAACAUCAGAUUUGUGGCCUCGAAAACCAAGGUCGCUCCAUUAAAGCGAUUGACAGUCCCCCGAUUAGAGUUAUCAGGUGCAGUCUUAUUAACCAAACUGGUCUCCCAUCUGUUACACGUAUUGGAAUGGAAGAAUCUACGUAUAAUACUGUGGACCGACUCAUCUAUCACACAUACGUGGCUGAACAGCCAUCCCUCUCGAUGGAAGGAUUUUGUCUAUAACAGAGUUUGUCACAUCCAAGAAACAAUACCUCAGGCCGAGUGGAGGUUUGUGCCAGGUACGGACAACCCGGCCGAUUUUGCUACACGAGGUCUAACAACCUCACAGCUGUCGGAGCUUUCAAGUUGGUGGUGUGGGCCUUCAUGGCUCUCCCAACCUUCGUCAGCCUGGCCAAGACUCCCUACGGAAAAGCCCAUACGAGAAAACCUUGAAGAAAGACCUACGAAGGUUCUUUCAGUUAACACCAAGAAUUAUACGCCAUGGGAUUUAAUCAAUCGAUAUUCCAGCCUUGUGAAGUUGUACCGAAUUACGGCCACUUGUCAACGAGCAGUCUCUCGUUUCAAAAGGUGUACCGCCAUGUCAACUUUCGGUCCUCUAACUACGCAAGAGUUAGUGGACGCUAAAUUCUACUGGGUCAAGGAAAUCCAAAGGGCUUCAUUUCAGGGUGAUCUACAGCUGCUCUCCAAGGGGCGACCUAUUUCAAAGUCAAGUCCUCUUGUCCGUCUCACACCAUUUCUAGAUGCCAAGGGACUUCUGCGAGUCGGAGGUCGUCUUCAAUUCUCUUCUCUUUCUCAAGAUGAAAAGCAUCCCCUAAUCUUACCAAGGGAAUCAACUUUGACGUCACUCAUUAUUCGAGAUGCUCACUUGAGGACCUUGCAUGGAGGCACACAGAUCACUUUAUCUCUUUUACGAAGCGAGUAUUGGAUUGUAGGAGGAAGAGCUCCUGUCCGAUCUCUCAUCAUCAAAUGUGUUAAGUGUGCCCGCUACAGACAGACAAGGGCAAAGCAGUUGAUGGGUCAACUACCCGCUACCCGAGUCUCGCCCAAUCGUCCUUUCGAACAUACGGGCAUUGACUAUGCAGGACCAUUCGUGACGAAAACGUGGAAAGGGAAGAACGCACGCACGUAUAAAUCUUACAUCGCGGUAUUUGUCUGCUUCUCGACUUCUGCAGUGCACUUAGAAUUGGUUACGGAUUACACUGCGGAGGCUUUCAUCGCCGCGUAUAAGCGUUUUACGUCAAGAAGAGGAAUUUGCGUCACGCUUUCAAGCGAUUGCGGCAUUACGCUCAAAGGAGCAGACGCGGAAUUACGAAGAUUAUUCUCGCAAUCCACGGAGGAGUCAACCAAACUCGCCACGCUACUUGCAAAUGACGGGACGCAGUGGAAGUUUAACCCUCCUUCCGCUCCGCACUUCGGAGGGAAGUGGGAAGCGGGGGUUAAAUCGGUCAAAUACCACCUUCGUAGAGUUAUAGGGGAUACUCUCCUAACUUAUGAAGAAAUGACUACCCUACUUUCACAGGUGGAAUCCGUUCUCAACUCCAGGCCUUUGUGCCCUCUCACUGACGACCCUGACGAUCUAAACGCACUUACACCUGGGCACUUCUUGCUGGGUAGUGCUCCAGUUAUUGUUCCGGAACCUUCCCUGGACACGGUUAAGUUAAGUCGAUUAUCGCGAUGGCAACUAGUUCGGCAGAAGCUUGAGUCGUUUUGGUCACAAUGGUCUAAGGAGUGUCUUCAACGCUAUCUUUCGGUAUACAAAUGGAACAGAGUGAAUAAAUCCCUCGAGAAAGGGACUUUAGUUCUGGUAGUUGAUGAUAGGUACCCGCCUUCAAAAUGGCCAUUGGGGCGCAUUAUCCAAACACACCCGGGUAAGGACGGUCAUACUCGAGUUGUCACGAUACAAACUCAAACUUCAGUCCUAACACGACCCAUUGCAAAAGUUUGUCCCCUUCCGAUCGAGCAAGACACAUUGUGA
Molecule: messenger RNA, 2022 nt
Organism: Solenopsis invicta (red fire ant)
Lineage: Eukaryota; Metazoa; Arthropoda; Insecta; Hymenoptera; Formicidae
Exons: 1
Coding region: 1-2022 (673 amino acids)
Biological process (GO): DNA integration
Molecular function (GO): nucleic acid binding
Source: RefSeq, a predicted model, not a curated record